ACAAGGCGCGAGCACUGCAAGCAAAAAAUGGUGCAUUCACUGUGUACAUGUACAUAUGUAGACAAGUACAAAAGUUCUAGGCCUACAUUGUACAUCAUUCAUAGUGUACUGGACAUCCAGGUGCAUCGAAGGUUUGGUAUUUGAAUUUUGAAAUAGAGAAGCGUAAUGGCGACGAGUGAAGUCCCCAAUGAUCGGCUCCGAUCUUCAGUUAGUAGCCAUGGAAGUAUGGACGGAUCGGGGAUAAAACAAGAACAGUUUCGUUCUAAAGCGAUUCUGCCGUGGGACAGACUGUCCAACUGGCUCCACUGUGUCUGCGUAGUCACAUUCGAUUUGGAGUUAGGUCAAGCUUUGGAGUUUGUCUACCCAAGCCAUGUGAAACUAUCUGAGAAGGAGAAAAUGAAUGUAUGCUACCUGUCAUUUCCGGACUCCAAUUCAGGUUGUAUGGGAGACACACAGUUCAACUUUCGAAUACGCCAGUGCCACAGCAGACCCCACUCCUACAACAACAGGAAAGUGUAUGAUAGGAACAGUCCAGUUACAUUACAGAGUGAUACUGGCCAUUACUAUGGCUUUGUGUUCUUCCGACAAAUCAAAGACAAAACAUCACGGAGAGGCUAUUUCCAAAAAUCACUGGUACUUCUGUCAAAGGUUCCCUACAUCACACUCUUCACACGUCUUGCCAGCAUCAUUGCACCUGGAUAUUUUGAGUAUGGGGAACCAUCAGUAGAAGCUGCAUGUCAUGACAUUGACCAAUGGCCACCACCAGCACCUGGGCAGCUUUUACAUCUGCCUAUCAUGGGCAGAGUAUUACAGAUAAGAAUACCAACAAAGCAGGAUAAGCUAGGAUCCAUAUCUGCAGCUGUCAAGACAACACCAGAGCAUGGUGGUUCUCAGCCAACCAUUGUGCCAUCUGUUCAUGAAGUGGAGCCUUUUCGUUGCCUGCAACCAGUCUUACCACAUAUACAGCUCAUAUGGGAAUUAAUACUUACUGGAGAGCCUGUUGUUGUCAUGGCACCCUCACCAUCUAUUUGUUCGGACACAGUUCAUGCAUUGGUCCAUUCUAUCUCACCACUCCGCUAUAUGUCUGACUUCCGGCCGUAUUUCACCAUACAUGACAGUGAAUUUAAGGAAUACACUACAAGAACACAAGCGCCUCCGUCGAUUGUACUGGGUGUAACUAACCCAUUCUUUGCCAAGACGUUGCAACACUGGCCUCAUGUAAUCCGGAUAGGAGAACCAGUAAACACAGAGAAAUCUAACUCCAAGAUGUUGAAACCAAAGAAGCCAGGUAGCCUGAAGACACUUGAGUCUAAGCCAGGGUUGUAUACACAGUACAAACCCUUCCUGAACAAGGACAAAACAAUUAUUAAGAGAUUGGCAAAGGGUUUGCAAACCAAACGACCUCAGGAAGUACAAGAUGCCAUGCUACGACGGCAUCUACUGGAACUGACACAGAGCUUUAUGAUUCCACUAGAGAGAUAUGUAGCUAGCCUGAUGCCUCUGCAGAGAAAUAUCUCACCAUGGAAGCAUCCUCCACGAUUGAAGCCCUUUGAUCCAGAGGCAUUCUUGAAGACAUUGGAACAUUCUGGUCCUCAGCUGACUUCAGGUCUCAAAGGAGACUGGAUUGGCCUCUACAGGAAGUUCUUCAACAGCAAGAACUUUGAAGGCUGGUUGUGGCAGCGUCAAGUGGAGGUCAACCACAAAUUGUCAGUGUUGCAUCUGGAGGCUUUGUGCAAUGCUGAUCUGCUGCAGUGGACCAGCGACAAGCAAGAGGUCCAGGUCGUUGACCUUGUACUCAAACUCAGGGAAAAAAUGGCUGACAUAUUGGACCAAAAUCUUCAGGUGAAACCUGAACUGGAACAAAAACUGACUGUACACAUUGAUGCCAUCAUAAGGACACUACCUGCUGACUUACAGGCAGUGCUCAACAGCCAAUAGGGAAGUGCCUAGAAUGAAGAACAGCCAACAAGAAUGCACCAGUUAGGACCUGUCAGACGCCAUUGAGGUCAUUCGCUGAUUGGUCAGAACAAUACCAUUGGUACGGGCUUAACAACUCCUGAGACAGAAUCUUGGUUAGGAAUGAAAAGGAUUAUGGCCGAGUCAAACAGAUAGGACACAAAGGGAUGACCAUUAAAGGGUGUAGUGACAAUUGUAUAUUCAUGUCAACCGAUCACCGCAAACUAUUUCAACUGCACCCCAGAAGUUAUCGACAAGGGUCAACCGAGGGUGUUUUGUAAUAAGCCUGCACCAGCUGUAUUGCUUGAUGUGCUGGAGACAUACUAUCAUUCAUGUUGAAUGAAAGAAAAUGGGACUUGCAGACAUAAGGGAGAUUUUGCAUCUUGCAAGAACUAAUGAGAUGCGCAUUUCCAGUAUUUUAAGAAACAAGGUGUGGCUUUCUUCAGUGCUAAGGUUGUGACUGGACUGUUUGAGUGUGUUCACCACAGUCAGUGAUAUUGAAGAACUACACCAGGUUUGAGCAGAUGUGUGCUACCAGCCUACAGAAGUGCUUUUAUGAAUUUAAUGACAUGCUGGAAAGUUUAUUGUACCUAAUGAAACUUAGCCGAGCUGAUAUGAAGGUGAGGAGGGGGAAAGGGGCAGGGUAGAGGAGAAAUCCCCUCGCCCAAAUAAAUGAAUUAAUAAACAUUUUGGUUAGUAUUUGAAAUGCCUGAAUAUAAUUACAAAUGUUUUGCAUACAGUGUAUUUACUUUGCAAUGAUCAUUGUCAACAUUUUUAUAAAUUAUCCAGAGUUCAGUGCAUGAAUAAGAAUGCAUGUGCAUAGACAAACUCUGUUUCUUGUACUGUUUUCUGGUUGUCCACAAAACUAAAUGUGCGAAUCAAUCUCUUCUAAAUUAAAGCUUAUGAUGAUUAUAUGCAGCAGUUUACAACGACUGUUGUGAACAAUUUGAACUGGUUAAUGAAUAGUGACCUCUGUAUUAACGCAAGUGGUUACCAGGAGUCUUGGGCACCAUAAGAUACGUAUUUUCAGAGCUAUUUUUAUGACAUUAACGUCAGCAUAAAUGCAGAAGAUACACUGCAGAUUUAAGUUAAGUUCCACUUUUUAAUCUUGAACCAUCUACUAAACCUCAGUAUUUUCCUUUGAAGUAAAUGGUAUUUUAGAUGCAACUGUGUACAUACCUUCAGACACUCUGAGAUGCCAUUGUAAAACUCUGAGAGAAAAUCUGGUGGGUUUUUACAAAACAUUUACAAACCUUUUAUUUGCACAAGAAAUUGUGCCAAACUGAUGUGUCACACAUAUGGAAUUUUAAGGGGAGUUUGAGGGAAACCCAUGAUAAUGACUGAUCACAUUGCAACUAUCCAUUGCAAGCAAUGUACUUGUGUGUUGUCUGUCAUACAGUUGUAUUCAGUCAUUUCAUGUUUUUUGAAGCCCAAAUUUCAGACAAAAUGUUGUCAUCCAAAAUACAUGAUUGACUGAAUUACAAACAUUAUCUUCCAUAAUCUUCAGCUCCGUGUAUGAUAAGUGUGGUAAAAUGUCCCUAGAUAUGAAUGUCUGUAAAUAGACCUGUAACAUAAUGGCAUUAAGCUUUGUUUACUUGAGCACUUUCCUAUUCCAAAUAAGGUAGGAUAUGACUCGUCCAGCUCCUAAAGGAAAGCACACAUGUGAACAAAGAGUGACAUCAUUGUUUAAGGUCUUAUUCUCAUCAUGUCCUUUUCAACAAAAUUACAUGCAGUGAAGUAAGCAACUUGUGUUUCAGGAGAUUUUAACUGAAAAUCUUGUGGUGAGAAUCUCUAAUUUUUAAUGCGUCACAGAUUUUUCUCAUGUGAAUGAUGCAAGAUUACAAUGUGUGAAUAAUGCAAAACAUGAUUAUCCAGCUGACUGCCUCUUCUGAGCAAUUAUGCACACAGUUUAUUUAUUUGUAAAUAUGCUAAAAAUUUACAGAAUUCACACAUAAACACGGCUUGAAAGUGAACGCAAACAAAGUUGACUUUGCAAAUAUUUGCAGUAAAAUUGGCCAAUCCUAGAAUGUGUUAACUGCUUUCAAAUUUGUCGUGUUGCCAUGAUGUCACAAAUUUGCAUUUAUUCACUCUUAGCUUGAACUGGCCAGAAAACUGGUCUUAACUUAGACUUUCAGAGCAUGCUGAUAUUAAAGAUUUAAACUGCAGUUUUGUCCAAAUUUACACGUACAGUAUCUCAUGUUCAGGUUACAUGCCAUUAUUUUGUUCAUUGAUAUCUCAUGUGUUUGGGUUAUUUUAGGGUAGCGUAGCUUUUUUAUGCAAUUGCCAUACAAAAUAACUAUUUUGUUCGUUGUGAAUUUUGAAUAUUUUUUGCAAAGACAUUAUAUUUGUUUUGGGCAGAUUAACAAAAACCUUGCCUUUUAUGCAGUAUCUUUUUAAUCUUGUAAACUACUUAACUUGAAAAUGGUUCAAAAGCUGCCUUUCCAUUUCAGUGAUUUUUCUGUCCAUUUAGUAGCAAGGCUCAUAGUGUGGAGCACUUUAGCAAAGUGAUACAAAAAUCAGCCAGGGAAUUCACCUGUGGAAAGACAGCUUGUAUUCUGUCAAAUUAUGCAGCAAGUUAAGUGUACCACAGUGGCUAUGUUUGUAACAGGUACAUCACCAGUUGGCAUCUUGCACAAAAUGCCACCGUUGGAACAUGUCUGAUGAAGUCUCAGAACCAGUGCCGAAGAAGCCAUUUGUAAGUUAUAUUUGAAUAAAAUCUGCGUUAUCUGACUGCACAUAAACAUAACAAUUUGAAUUCCCAAGACUUAAGACACUGUUGCUAUGCCUCGUGAUUCAGGGUUAGAUUUUGCAUAGCACCCACCAUCUCUGGAAUGGACUAGUUCCUUUGUGCCCUUCUUAUCCACUGAAAACAGUGUAUUAUUGCAGGGUGUC
Molecule: messenger RNA, 4848 nt
Organism: Acanthaster planci (crown-of-thorns starfish)
Lineage: Eukaryota; Metazoa; Echinodermata; Asteroidea; Valvatida; Acanthasteridae
Product: protein DENND6A-like
Cellular component (GO): recycling endosome
Molecular function (GO): guanyl-nucleotide exchange factor activity
Source: RefSeq, a predicted model, not a curated record